CUGAGCGGGCGGCUGACUGAGCCGCGCACCGGGAGAGUCGGGAGGCGCGGGGCGGCGAGCGGGCCCGAGCUGACAGAUACCGGCGCGGCCAGGACAGCGAGCGAGCGGACGGGCGAGUGCAGGACGCAGCCAUGAUCACCUCAGCCGCUGGAAUCAUUUCUCUUCUGGAUGAAGAAGAACCACAGCUUAAGGAAUUUGCACUACACAAAUUGAAUGCAGUUGUCAAUGACUUCUGGGCAGAAAUCUCGGAGUCUGUAGACAAAAUAGAAGUUUUAUAUGAAGAUGAAGGUUUCCGGAGUCGGCAGUUUGCAGCCUUGGUGGCAUCUAAAGUAUUUUAUCACCUGGGGGCUUUUGAGGAAUCUCUGAAUUAUGCUCUUGGAGCAGGUGACCUCUUCAAUGUCAAUGAUAAUUCUGAAUAUGUGGAAACUAUUAUAGCAAAAUGCAUUGAUCACUAUACCAAACAGUGUGUGGAAAAUGCAGAUUUGCCUGAGGGAGAGAAAAAGCCAAUUGACCAGAGACUGGAAGGCAUUGUAAAUAAAAUGUUCCAGCGAUGUCUAGAUGAUCACAAGUACAAGCAGGCUAUUGGCAUUGCUCUGGAGACACGAAGACUAGAUGUGUUUGAGAAAACUGUACUAGAGUCGAAUGAUGUCCCAGGAAUGCUAGCAUAUAGCCUUAAGCUCUGCAUGUCUUUAAUGCAGAAUAAACAGUUUCGGAAUAAAGUCCUAAGAGUUCUGGUUAAAAUUUACAUGAACUUAGAGAAACCGGAUUUCAUCAAUGUUUGUCAGUGCUUAAUUUUCUUAGAUGAUCCUCAGGCUGUCAGUGAUAUCUUAGAAAAACUGGUAAAGGAAGACAACCUUCUGAUGGCUUAUCAGAUUUGUUUUGAUUUGUAUGAAAGUGCUAGCCAGCAGUUUUUGUCAUCUGUAAUCCAGAAUCUUCGAACUGUCGGUACCCCUAUUGCUUCUGUGCCUGGAUCCACCAAUACGGGUACUGUUCCAGGAGCAGAAAAAGAGAGUGAGACAAUGGAAACAGAAGAAAAGACAGGCAGUGCACUAGUAGGAAAAACACCAGAGGCGAGUCCAGAGCCCAAGGACCAGACUUUGAAAAUGAUUAAAAUUUUAAGUGGUGAAAUGGCUAUUGAGUUACAUCUGCAGUUCCUAAUAAGAAAUAACAACACAGACCUCAUGAUUCUAAAAAACACAAAGGAUGCAGUACGGAAUUCUGUAUGUCAUACAGCAACUGUUAUAGCAAACUCUUUUAUGCACUGUGGGACUACCAGUGACCAGUUUCUAAGAGAUAACUUGGAAUGGUUGGCCAGAGCAACAAACUGGGCAAAAUUUACUGCUACAGCCAGUUUGGGUGUAAUUCAUAAGGGGCAUGAGAAGGAAGCAUUACAAUUAAUGGCAACCUACCUUCCAAAGGAUACUUCUCCAGGAUCAGCCUAUCAGGAAGGUGGAGGUCUCUAUGCACUGGGUCUCAUUCAUGCCAAUCAUGGUGGUGACAUAAUUGACUAUCUGCUCAAUCAGCUCAAGAAUGCCAGCAAUGAUAUCGUUCGACAUGGAGGCAGUCUGGGCCUUGGUUUGGCUGCCAUGGGAACUGCUCGCCAGGAUGUCUAUGAUUUGCUUAAAACAAACCUUUACCAGGAUGAUGCUGUGACAGGAGAAGCAGCUGGCCUGGCUUUAGGUUUGGUUAUGUUAGGCUCUAAAAACGCCCAGGCCAUUGAGGAUAUGGUUGGCUACGCACAAGAAACUCAACAUGAGAAGAUUCUGCGUGGUCUUGCAGUUGGCAUUGCAUUAGUGAUGUAUGGGAGGAUGGAAGAGGCUGAUGCUCUCAUUGAAUCUCUCUGCCGUGAUAAGGACCCAAUUCUUCGAAGGUCUGGAAUGUAUACCGUAGCCAUGGCUUAUUGUGGUUCUGGGAACAACAAAGCUAUUCGACGCCUCCUUCAUGUUGCUGUAAAAUUUAGAAGUUUGGGGUCAUUAUUUCUGGACCCUCACCCUUCUCUUCGAGACUCCCAGCAGGUGGAUAUCACACAGUCACUGGCACCUUACUAUGUAGCCCAAGCUGGUCCUGAUGUCAACAUGCCUUCCAAUGCCUUCAUACUCUUAUUUCUCCUCAGGACCCCUGAGCAGUGUCCCAGUGUGGUUUCUUUGUUGUCAGAGAGCUACAACCCUCACGUGCGCUACGGAGCGGCCAUGGCCCUGGGGAUCUGCUGUGCUGGCACGGGACACAAGGAAGCAAUUAAUUUGCUAGAGCCAAUGACAAAUGACCCUGUGAACUACGUGAGGCAGGGCGCGCUCAUAGCUUCAGCUCUCAUCAUGAUCCAGCAGACCGAAAUCACUUGUCCAAAGGUGAAUCAGUUUAGACAGCUAUAUUCCAAAGUCAUCAAUGAUAAACACGAUGAUGUCAUGGCCAAGUUUGGCGCUAUUCUGGCCCAGGGCAUACUGGAUGCAGGUGGUCAUAACGUCACAAUCUCCUUACAGUCCAGGACUGGACAUACUCAUAUGCCUUCUGUGGUUGGCGUCCUUGUCUUUACCCAGUUCUGGUUCUGGUUUCCUCUUUCACACUUCCUGUCAUUGGCUUAUACCCCUACCUGUGUCAUUGGCCUUAACAAGGACUUAAAGAUGCCGAAAGUUCAGUAUAAAUCAAACUGUAAACCAUCCACAUUUGCAUAUCCUGCCCCUCUGGAAGUUCCAAAAGAAAAAGAAAAGGAAAAGGUUUCUACUGCUGUGUUAUCUAUUACUGCCAAAGCUAAAAAGAAGGAAAAGGAAAAAGAAAAAAAGGAGGAAGAGAAAAUGGAAGUGGAUGAGGCAGAGAAAAAGGAAGAAAAAGAGAAGAAAAAAGAGCCUGAACCAAACUUCCAGUUAUUGGAUAAUCCCGCUCGAGUUAUGCCUGCCCAGCUUAAAGUCCUAACCAUGCCAGAGACCUGUAGAUACCAGCCUUUCAAACCACUCUCCAUUGGGGGCAUCAUAAUUCUGAAGGACACCAGUGAGGACAUUGAAGAGCUGGUAGAACCUGUAGCCGCACAUGGCCCGAAAAUUGAGGAGGAAGAGCAAGAGCCAGAACCUCCAGAACCAUUUGAAUACAUUGAUGAUUAAGGACCAGAGGAUCUCGUUGGCUUAUCUGAAGAAGACUCCAGGCUCACCUUGGAAAUGCCCGUGAGGGACCUUGUGCUGAGACUGCCACUCAAUGCAUGUAUCAUUGCCUCUGCGCUCAUCUGAAGAACCUUGUCUCCAAGUCUUUGGUUGAAGAGAAGAUAUAUGACUAUUUAGUGUGCUCUUUCACAGAACUUGGUUUUGAAAUAAAUAUAUUAAAAUCUCCAGACAA
Dipodomys ordii (Ord's kangaroo rat) is the source of this 3321-nucleotide messenger RNA. RefSeq names its product proteasome (prosome, macropain) 26S subunit, non-ATPase, 1 (gene Psmd1). The transcript is spliced from 26 exons. Gene Ontology annotation, molecular function: enzyme regulator activity. Gene Ontology annotation, biological process: proteasome-mediated ubiquitin-dependent protein catabolic process; regulation of protein catabolic process. Lineage: Eukaryota; Metazoa; Chordata; Mammalia; Rodentia; Heteromyidae. The record is from RefSeq and is a predicted model, not a curated record. Gene Ontology annotation, cellular component: nucleus; proteasome storage granule; proteasome complex. The coding region runs from base 132 to 3092 and encodes 986 amino acids.